AUGAUGGCAAUUGCCACAGAUAAUGAAGAUGAAUCAUCAAAUGAGAGAGAUUCUAGAUCAAAGAAGACAUUUUCAAUUCUCAAUCCACCGAAAAUUGCUGAAGCAACGAUGAACGACACAUUUAUAACACCAGAUACAGAAGGUGUAGUAACAAUCACAGGUAUUUUAGAGGAUAUUGAUGAUGGAAAGCCUAUAUAUAUCUAUUGCAAUGACGGUGAUAUUUCGGAAAAUUACACAUGGGCUUCAAGAGCUGCAUAUACAUCAUUUAAUUCAAAUGGAAGUAAAAGACAAGACUUUCGAUUCGAAUACAGGAUUCAGACAAAGGCAGGAAUGAAUGUUCCAAUCCGAAUCUGGGCUGAUAAAGAUGAAACAAGUGUCAAUUCAAAGAAUGACAAAUCUAGGGAACAAUUUAUUAUUCUUGUCAAUAUUUCUGAUCCUCCAAAAGCCACAACAUAUCAAUAUCCAGAAGAACACUAUUACAACUCAAUUGAUACAUUCAAAUUAUCAGCCACAAUUUCUGAUGAAUCCAAAGGAACAUUCAAAUUCUUCUUAGAUGGAAAUGAUAUGAAGAUCGAUGAACCAUAUGAAGUCGAUAAAUCUGUACCACCAUCUUCAACUGGGGAUUAUAAUUAUCAUUUGGAUAAAACAAUUGCUAUUCCAGAAAAUUGCAAAUAUGAGGGCUUAAAGAAACACACAAUUGAAUUCUAUCCAAUAGAUGAAUUCAAUUUAACAAGUACUUCAAAAGGCAAAUUUGAUUUCUAUGUUAUCAAUCCACCAACAUUAAAGGAUGUUCAUCUUUCAAAGACAAGAGUUACAAAAGAUGAUGAUUUAACUGUUACAGGAAAAAUCAAAGAUAUUGAUAGUGAAAAGCCAUUAUAUAUUUACUCUCAAAUUGGCGAUGAUGUAUCAACAAGGAAGUUCAUAACUAAAAUGUCAAAUCCAAAGAGUGAUAUUGAUUUUGAUUUUAAGGUUGAUGCUAUUAAAAGAAAACAAUCAGGAGAAUAUGAUCUGAAAGUUUGGGUUUCAGCAUCCGACGAUCAAACUAAGCUCAAUAGAUAUUCUAAUUCCGAAACAUAUAGUGAACCAAUUGCCAAUAACAUAUCUAUUACUGUUGAUUAUCCAAAUCAAGAAAUAUUCGCAACUGCUGAAACUAUCACUGUCAGAGUUCAAGUUACAGAUACUGAUUUGGACGGAGAUAUUUAUUAUAAACUUGAUGGACAACAAGCAUUUGAAAAGGAUCAUUUCAUUACAGAACAAACAUUCACCAAAGAAUUCAAUACAGAGCAGAAUCCAAUAGGCUUUGGAAAACAUAAGAUUGUAAUAUAUGUUGAAGGAAGAUUGGGUGUUUCCACUGCUGAAUAUCCAUUUGAAUUCAAUGUAAAGAAUAAACCAAAUCUCAUUACAGCGACACCUAAAGUCGAUAUGGUUGAUCCAGGAAAAGACUUUGAUGUUGACAUUACAUUUGAUGACAAAGACAAUACAAAACCAUUGUAUCUCUUUGCCAAAAUCGGAAAUGGAAAUGCAGUUAAUUAUCCAUUAUCUUCAAACUCAAACGGAUCAAAUGGCCAAAAGUCUAAAGUGUCUAUCAGAGCAGAUGGAGCCAAAGGAAAUCAGAGCAUAACUGUAUGGCUUGCCGAUUCAAUCCAAAUCGCUGAUCAUGCUAAAAGUAAUUCUAGAUCUGAUGACAGAACUUUCUAUAUGAUGAUUACACUUGCUCCAACAGUAAGUCUCGUUAAAACAGGUGAAAUAAAAGGUUCGAAAGACCAAGAAAUAACAAUUCAAGUAAAGAUUGUUGACGAUACAGAAGGAGAAUGCAUUUUAUAUGUAAACAAUGAACCUGUUGAUCAAACACAUUAUAAAACAGAAAGUGGACAGAAAGUUGUUGAUUUCAAACUUAGGUUGGACCAGCAGAAAUAUAAAUAUCCAAAUAAAUACACAAUUACUGCUGGAGCAAUUGAUGAAUUUGGAGUCGCAAAGAAUUCAUCCAAUUUUGCUACACUAGUAAUAAGUAAUCGUCUUAAAUAUGUCGAUUUUAAGAUGGGACCUGCAAUACAAAAUGAUAGGAAGAUCCCAUUUACAAUCAAAUUCACUGAUUAUGACGAAGGAAAGAAAUUGAAAUUAUUCUUCCAAAUUGAUUCUUCUCCUUAUACUUAUAAUCAAAUUAUUACUUCGAACGGUACAGAAAAUCAAGUUCAUGAAGGCAUUUUUGAUGUACCAACCAGUGCAUUUUUAUAUCCAGGCAAUAAUCCGAUUUAUUACACAUUAGAUGAGAAAAGUGCUUAUAAUAACGCACAAGAAUAUACAUUAUAUGUAACAUUUAGGCCAUCAAUAACAUUAAAUGAUUUAACACAAAAAGAAGUCAAAACAAAAGAAAAUUUAGUUUUGAAUGGUAAAGUUAGUGGUGAUAAGAAAGUUAAUAUCACAGCAAUUGUUACAAAUAACGGAGAUCAGAGAAAAUUUGCCAUUGCUACUAAUUACAAAGUUGAAAAACUGGCCAACAAUUUCAAUUUCCCGUUCGAAAUUCCUCAGGAAUUAACUUAUAUGAGUACCCCUUAUACUAUCAUGUUACAUGUUGUGGAUAAUAAUCAAUUUACAAGUGAUUCAUUUCCUAAGGAAUUUACUGUGAAGAAUCCUCCAACACUAGCUAUCACAAACAUCGAAAAGGCAAACGGAAUGCUUUCGGGUGAAAAAAUCAUAGUCACAGGAACUGUCACAGAUAUUGAUCCAGAGAAGAAUGUUUACAUCAUUAUUAACGGCAGGAUUAUGAAUCAAAUAUUACCAAUCACGCAAAAAGAUACACCAGCUGAAUUCAAUUACGAAUACACUGUUGAAAGUGAAAAUUAUGGUACUGUCAAUAUCGAAAUCUAUGCAUCUGACUUAAAAUCAUCUAAAAACUCGUUCUCAAAUAAAGAGACAACUUCAGUUUAUGUAACAAUUAAACCAACAUGUGUUGUCACAUAUCCUGAUGUUAAAUUCUUCAAUUCCCAGAAUCCAAUUGGAGUUACAUAUAGGAUCAAAGAUGAUACAACAGGAUCAAUCAAAUAUAAGAUUGGCAAUACAGAAAUCGAGAAUUCCAAGUCAACUUAUACGUCAAAUAACGUGGAAGUAAGCGAUAGCACUACAAUCAGUCUUCCAGGAAGUUAUGUUUACGGAAAUGACUAUGAUUUAAGCAUUUACACAGUUGAUGAAUUCAGUAAGGAAUCAGAUGCCAAGAAUAACUUCAAAUUCAGCAUUAGAAAUAAACCAGAAAUAGUUUCAGCAACGCUUAAUAAUGACAAGUUAUUGAUGUCUAACCAAGCUAAAAUCACAGGUAAAUUCAACGAUCAAGACACUAACAAACCACUUCAUUUCUUUGCACAAAUCAAUGACGGUACAAAUAUAAUAAGAUAUGAUACAAAGGAAUCUAGAGGAUCAAAUAAUCAAGACUUCUUAAUGAACAUUCCAGUUGAUGAUAGAUUCCAUUACGGAGAGAACACUAUCAAAUUGAUAGUCAAUGAUAAUGAAGAUGCCAGUGUUCAAGUAUCUGAUUAUUCCAAAUCAAUUUUCGCUGAAGAGUUGAAGUUAUUAGUUACAUUUACUCCAGAAAUCAACCCACGUUUCACUGAAAAAGAGGUUUACAUAGAAGGAGAAAAAAUUACCGUUGAAGGAAAUGUUAAAUCAAGAAAGACAAUUGAUUUAGAAUUCUUUAUCGAUUCGACUUCAAUAGGCCAUAUAUCAAGCAUAGAAUCGAAUGAAGCAGAGAAAGAUUUCUCAAUCGACAUCACCAUCCCUGAUGGCUUAGAAUAUGGAGAACAUAGUUUAACAAUCGUAGGAAAGGAUACAGAUGAAUUAGGUUUCUCAGAGAAUCCAAAGAAGCGAUUUUACAUCAAGCAUGCUCCAACAAUUUCAAAGAUAACCGUUGAUAAGGAAAAUGUUAUUCAAGGAACUAAAUUCGUUAUCAAAGGAACAGCAUGCGAUAAAGAUGUCGGAAAAGAAAUCGAAAUCAUUGUCAAAUUUGCAGAACAUGAUGAAGAAUCAUUGAAGACGUUCGUAUCUGAUGCAAGCGAUCAGGAAUUCGAAAUUGAAAUAACUGUUCCAGGUAACGAAGAUGUUGGUGAAAAGCAAAUCCUUGCUUAUGUUAAAGAUAAUGAUGGAAUGAAAUCAGAUGUUGAAACAGCAACGAUCAAUGUUAUAUAUCCCGAUAGAACACCAAUUGAAACACCACAAGAAACUCCAGCUAUAACUCCAAGUGAAACAGAAAAAGUAACACCAGGACUCGAUAAAAAUGAGGAUCCUAACAAACAAAAUGAAAAGAAGAGUUCGAAGGGUUCUAAAGGUAGAUUAAUUGCAGGUAUAGUAAUCGCAGUAAUUGCUCUGAUUGCUUUAACUAUUGUCGCUGUUAUUUUGUUCUUGAAGAAGAAACAAGCUGGACAAGAUAAGUCUUCCUCAGAUGAUGAUGAAUUUGAACUCCAGGAAGAAACAAUCUUCGCUCCAACAAAUCCAUCUCAAGAAAUAACAACAAUGGACAACCCACUCUUCACAUCUUGCAAUGAAAGCAACUCAUUCUCUGUCACAGAUGACGACAAUAACGAUGACUGCGGACAACAAUACGUUUUCAGUAAUGCCUAA
This is a messenger RNA of Trichomonas vaginalis G3, 4608 nucleotides long. RefSeq names its product glycoprotein 38 family. Lineage: Eukaryota; Parabasalia; Trichomonadida; Trichomonadidae. The transcript has a single exon. The record is from RefSeq and is a predicted model, not a curated record. The coding region runs from base 1 to 4608 and encodes 1535 amino acids.